Phytophthora sojae is the source of this 159-nucleotide messenger RNA. RefSeq lists its product as hypothetical. The record is from RefSeq and is a predicted model, not a curated record. Gene Ontology annotation, molecular function: nucleic acid binding; RNA-DNA hybrid ribonuclease activity. Lineage: Eukaryota; Oomycota; Peronosporomycetes; Peronosporales; Peronosporaceae. The transcript has a single exon. The annotation marks the transcript as partial.
AUGCACGUGGUGGGCGACAGCAUGCUCCUUAUCAACAUGUUAAGAAAUCGUCGGCCGCCUAAGAGCAAGCUGCUAGCUCGCAUGUACACCCAGUGUCAGCGACUUGCCGAUGUGUGCCAGAUCGGCACGUGGAGUCACCAUUUUCGCCAACACAACAAG